Messenger RNA from Glycine soja, 372 nucleotides. RefSeq lists its product as uncharacterized. The coding region runs from base 1 to 372 and encodes 123 amino acids. The transcript has a single exon. The record is from RefSeq and is a predicted model, not a curated record. NCBI's taxonomy places the organism in Eukaryota, Viridiplantae, Streptophyta, Magnoliopsida, Fabales, Fabaceae.
AUGUCACUCUACUCUAAGUUUCUGAAAGAUAUGCUAACCAAGAAUGGAAAAUAUAUCCACAACGAUAAUAUUGUGGUGGAAGGGAAAUACAGUGUUGUGAUUCAAAGAAUCCUUCCACCUAAAUACAAGGAUCCCGGGAGUGUCACAAUCCCUUGCUCUAUUGGUGCAGUGUCAGUUGGAAAAGCUCUCAUUGAUUUGGGAGCUAGCAUUAAUUUGAUGUCGCUCUCCAUGUGCAGAAGAAUUGGAGAGCUGAAAAUUAUGCCAACAAGAAUGACAUUGCAGCUGGCAGAUCGUUCCAUUACAAGGCCUUAUGGCGUGGUUGGAGAUGUUUGGUCAAGGUGUGACAGUUCACUUUCCCUGCGGACUUUGUGA